Anthonomus grandis grandis is the source of this 1900-nucleotide messenger RNA. RefSeq lists its product as uncharacterized. The record is from RefSeq and is a predicted model, not a curated record. Lineage: Eukaryota; Metazoa; Arthropoda; Insecta; Coleoptera; Curculionidae. Bases 107 to 1900 code for a protein of 597 amino acids. The transcript is spliced from 3 exons.
CAAAAUUCCAUCAAGGGGGGGUAAGCAAUUUAUUAAGGCAAUUACAGCAUUACACAGCAAAUAAAACCAUAAACAGCAGUCGACAACAGACUCAGUAAUCCCCAACAUGUGGAAAAUCUUAAAUUUCUUAGCUAAAAUCUCAUUGUUAACCCCUUCAGGAUGUACUAAUUUAACUUCAUUACCUUCUUGCUUAGCGCCGGUGCUUAAGCACUCCUGGAGCUGGAUCUACUUCUGCUCCACCCCAACUGAAGACUCUUUAAGAUUGACUGCAUUAAUCCAUCAAGAAAUCAACUGCCCUAUAGCAAUCUGGAGCUCUAAUAGCACCAAACAAGAGGAAAUACUACUAAAGCACUUCAGACAAGUGAAUUUCGAAUAUACCAACGUACUGGUGACAACUCAAGCAGACUUUGAAGCAUUUAGAGCGCUGAUGAACAAAGAAAUUGAACAGAAACACAUUAAAAGGGGAGACUACGUCAUUGUGGCAAGAAUAUCUUGUGAUUCAUCCGAACAGUCCUCGGUGCUGGUGCAAGGGUACAGACUUACAGCAGGCCCUGAAUCUCUACAGCCAAAAGACACCACCAAGAUAUUUAAUAUAAAAAAAAGCUGCCUGCAACAGUUUAAAAUAUCAAAUAAAAUAUAUAAGAGGGUUGUUUUAAUUACGACCCAAAGGACGUCCAUCAGCAAAGGGUUGAUGUGGUCCAAACACCCUCCAAAGGCAUCGUACGGGCGAGAUUUUAGGGAUUUUUGGUUGCUUCGGUUCGUGUUUCAAUAUUUAAGGAUCCGUUAUAAAUAUCUGGAUAAUUCGGAUGUAGACACUGGCGCAGACGACUCAAAUAGCAACACCGGGGCUGCUUUUGAUCAAGUUUAUCAAGGGAAGGCGGAUAUGAGUGGGAAUAGUCGAAUUUUUGUUUGGAGUAACUAUAGCGAACGUCUGGUAGACAAUGUGCAUCCCAUAAGCAGAGACGACGUGGUCAUCUUGCUACCCAUCAACAUGAAAAUCAGCAGCACGUCCACCUUCUUUUACAUAUCACUUGCGCAUGCUCUCUUCAUAUUGCUGACGAUCUUUUGCAUUACCUUUCUGUACAUUUACCUGAAGUUAUUCUCCAUAAGUUCCCCGUGUAUGACCGCUCACUUAAUAUUCGUUUCCGUUACGACCGGUCAAUCGUUUAAAGAAUUGAAAAUCAAGUACUUUCGACUAGUGUUCGCCAGCCUGUUGAUGUUCGUCUUUUUUAUCACGACUGUGUUCACUUAUCAGCUGUACUCCGAGUUCGCGAUCAACAAACGAGUACCGAAAAUAAACUCCAUAGAAGAUUUCGUUGCUACCGAUUUGAAAAUCUACGCUAGAAACGGAAUUCGUUCGAAGAUCAAGCACAGUCUUAAAGGUGAUCCCGUUUAUAAGAAAAUCAUCCCUAGAAUUGUCAAAUUGAAUGCCAGUCUGGACGAUAUUGCCGAGGAGGUGAAGUACCUACGGGGCUGUUAUCCGUACGCCAUCCUUUGUAGAGAGAGCACUUUACACUUCUACAGGCACGACGUAAGGAACUUUUGUUAUUACAAACUACCACAAUCCCUGAUGCCCUCCUUAUCAACGUUUAUGAUUGGAUACAAGCACCCGCUACUACAGAAGAUCAACGAGGCCCUAAUCAUUAUACGGGACACGGGACUUAUGACGAAGUUUUACCGCAGCAGUUCCACAAAACGUGACGAGAACAUGCGGAGCAUCAAGAUGCGUUUUAUGGUUUUAACGUUGAAAUCGACGAGGCCCGUUUGGUUCAUCUACUUCGGGGGGUUAUGUGUGGCCACUGGGGUGUUUAUAGUCGAAAUAGUUUUGAAAAAAAUGCAGAUUUUGUAUAAACGUUAUCUUAUGUCUAUUAGCGGACCUUUUUUCCCAAAAACUACCUGA